AUGACUGUACCUCAGCCACUGAGGUGCCCAAGUCUGUGGAUUUACUCCAAGCCAUUAGGUGGAUUGCCCAAGCCUGGAAAAAAUGUGUCAGAAUCGACUAUCAAGAAAUGCUUUAUAAAGGCUGGUUUUCUUUUGGAAGAUGAAUCUCUAGUUUCAUUUGCGGAGGAACACCAAGAAUUUGAUCCACUCCAGGAACUAGCCAAUAGUGAGCUUGUGCUGGUGAAUUCAUUGUUAUGCAAUGCAAGUUCUGGAUCUGGCACAAAUGUACCUUCAGCAGGUGAAGCCUUAAAAGCAGAUUCUUUUCCGCCAACGUGCACCAUGAUGACCCCUAACUGGGAGGAAUUGUUCUCCAGUCUAUCUGCAUCCACCUCUCAGAAUUUACCACAGGACAACAAUGAUGAGGAUAUCAUUGAGGUCAAUGCCACAUUGAAGGAGCUAAAAGUCAAAUCUCUGAAAGAAGCUAUGGUAAUCCUGGAGGACGUGAUUGAAUAUCUUACCAGUGAAAACCUGACAAAAACAGCAAAUGACCUGUCAAAGGUUCUGUCUAAUAUUCAGUCCACUUGGCUAAGUUGCAAACUGAAAGCAGUACAAAAUAAAGUCACAGAAUUUUUCAAAUGA
Pocillopora meandrina is the source of this 618-nucleotide messenger RNA. Lineage: Eukaryota; Metazoa; Cnidaria; Anthozoa; Scleractinia; Pocilloporidae. The record is from the annotation of a GenBank genome assembly.